Molecule: messenger RNA, 2691 nt
Organism: Daucus carota subsp. sativus
Lineage: Eukaryota; Viridiplantae; Streptophyta; Magnoliopsida; Apiales; Apiaceae
Exons: 4
Coding region: 1-2691 (896 amino acids)
Molecular function (GO): nucleic acid binding; RNA-DNA hybrid ribonuclease activity
Source: RefSeq, a predicted model, not a curated record
AUGAUUGCCCUACAGCAAGGAACCACGGAUGAUAAUUUCCGCCGAUCACUAGCCAAGAGGGCCCCUGAAAAUAUGAAUGAGCUCCAGGAGAGGGCCGGGAAGUAUAUCAAGGCUGAGGAAAGCCUGAAGAAAUCUCAGAAUAACCAGGGACCGACCCCGAACCCAAAGAAACGUGGAAACGACACCGAGUACAACGCGGAUAGUAAGUAUUCAAAGACAGGGGAUGGUGAUAAGUCCCCCACCAAAAAGAAAGCAGGACCGAGGUUCACUGAGUUUCAUAAGGAUACAGGACAUAAGACCGAUGAUUGCUGGCAGUUGAAGGAUGAGAUCGAGUUUUUGAUCCGAAAAGGCAAGCUGUCCAAGUAUACUAGGGAUACGGACAAGAAUCCCCGUGACAAUGACAACCGUGGAAGAGACAACGAUGAUAGGAAUAAGAGAAACCAGCCUAGAGGGCCUGUGAUCAAUGUAAUCUCUGGAGGACCGACCGCAGCAGGCCUAUCUAGUAACUCACGAAAAGCUUAUGCUCGUGAAGUGAUGUACAUUGUUGGAGAGCCCCCGAAGAGGGCAAAAAUUGAGUUUGCUUUAGCAUUCGACAAUUUAGAUCUUGACAGAGUUAAAUUUCCCCAUGAUGAUCCUUUGGUAAUCACCCCGGUGAUUGGAAACUCUUCUGUAAAAAGGGUACUCGUUGACGGUGGAGCCUCAGUAGAUAUCUUAUUUCAUGAUGCAUAUGAGAAGAUGGGAUAUUCAGAUUCGCAAUUGACACCUUCAGAUAUGCCUAUAUACGGCUUUAAUAACGUGGAGACAAAGAUUGAAGGUAUGAUCCAACUACCCAUGACAAUGGGCACCGAGCCUAGACAGGCCACAUGUAUGCUGAAUUUUUUGGUCGUUAAGGCUUCAUCAACCUACAAUGCUAUCCUUGGGAGGACUGGGAUACAUGCUUUUAAAGCAAUCCCAUCCACCUACCACUUGAAGAUCAAAUUCCCUACCAAGAAUGGGGUGGGAGAAGAGAUAGGAGAUCAAAAAAUGGCUAGAAGUUGUUAUGUGGGGGCUCUGAAAUCUGGAGGGACCGGGGGGCAAGUUCUCCCAAUUGAGGACUUGGAUGUCCGAGAGGAAGAGGAAAGGAGAGGAAAGCCAGCUGAGGACUUGGUUCCCUUCUCCCUAUAUCCAGAUGAGCCCGAGAAGGUGACCUAUGUAGGGGCGUCGCUCCCCGAGGAUAUGAAAUCCGAAUUUGUGAAAUUCUUGAGGAACAACCGGGAUGUGUUUGCUUGGACCGCAGCCGAUAUGCCAGGGAUUGAUCCCCUCUUUAUGACACACACGCUUAACGUAAGCCCAGAUAGAAAACCCGUGAAACAAAAGAAGAGAAGUUUUGCCCCUGAGAGGCAGGAAGCCAUAAAACACGAGGUCGAUAAGCUUUUGGAAGCAGGUUUUAUAGAGGAAAUCCAAUUCCCAGAAUGGCUAGCUAACCCAGUCAUGGUCAAGAAAGCUAAUGGAAAGUGGAGGAUGUGUGUAGACUUCACAGAUUUGAAUGAUGCUUGUCCUAAGGACUGUUUUCCUCUCCCAAGAAUAGAUACUCUGAUCGAUGCUACAGCUGGGCACGAGAUGUUGAGCUUUAUGGAUGGCUUUAGUGGAUACAACCAGAUCCGAAUGAAUAAGGACGAUAUUCCUAAGGUAUCAUUCAUCACUGAUUUUGGUAUCUUUUGUUAUUUGGUUAUGGCGUUUGGUUUAAAGAAUGCAGGAGCCACAUAUCAACGCCUGGCAAAUAAGAUGUUCAAACAUCUGAUUGGAAAAACCAUGGAGUGUGCCUUUGGAGUUGGGUCUGGAAAAUUUUUGGGUCUGAUGGUCUCAAAACGUGGAAUUGAGGCCAACCCCGACAAGAUAAAGGCCAUCCUUGAUAUGGAGCCGCCUAAGUCUAUAAAAGAUGUUCAAAAGCUAACAGGAAGAAUCGCGGCACUAGGACGUUUCAUCUCGAAGUCCGGGGAUAAGUGCUUGCCCUUCUUUAAGGCUUUGAAGAAAGUUAAAGAUUUUGAAUGGACAAGUGAGAGCCAAGAGGCCUUUGAGCAGUUGAAGAAGUAUAUGGCAGAGCCACCACUCUUAUCAAAGCCCGUGGAUGGAGAAACAUUAUAUGUCUACUUGGCUGUCUCUGAGAAAGCACUGAGUGCGGUCUUGGUUCCUUCAAGAAAGCUGAGGCCUUACUUCCAGGCUCACAAAAUUGAAGUCUUGACAGACCAGCCCCUUAGGAACAUAAUGCAUAGCCCGAAGGCUAGUGGGAGAUUAAUCAAAUGGGCAGUAGAGCUUGGGGAAUUUGAAAUUCGAUACAAACCACGGGUGGCAAUCAAGGCUCAAGCUCUAGCUGACUUCCUCGUUGAAUGCACCAUCGACAACAAGGAAGUCGGGGGGCAGGAGAGUAUGGUAGAGGAACCCAAAGAAGAGGAGAAACCUAAAGAGUAUUGGUUACUAUUUUUUGACGGAGCUUCAAAAACAAAAAAUAGUGGGGCAGGGCUGGUGCUCCGAAGCCCGGAUGGCUUCACGGUCGAGUACGCGAUCAAGUUAGACUUUCCAACUACCAACAAUGAAGCUGAGUAUGAGGCCCUUAUAGCUGGAUUGGGAUUGGCGAGAACCCUGAGGGUUAAAAACCUGAAAGUAUGUGGGGACUCAAGACUUGUGGUGUCACAGGUUAAAUGGAGAAUUUGA